GUUUCGAUGCAAACUUCGUGUUGAAGUAAAUUUCAUUUUUGACGUGAACGGAGUGGGAACUUUGCGAGCAAUAUCAGGAAUAAAAUAAAAGGCACGGCGUGGCGCGCCUUUAACGAAAAUAACAUUGUAGAAUGGGAAGGUUAAGGAAUAGUGCUGUGCUUGUAAUAAUAUCUUUAUUAAUUGAAACAAAUGGCUUCUAUGUGCCUGGUGUUGCUCCCGUGGAGUUUAAAAAGGGGCAAAAGAUCGAUGUCAAAGCAGUUAAAAUGACCAGUACCCAUACACAGUUACCUUACGAAUAUUAUUCUGUUCCCUUUUGCAGACCAAAAAAUGGAACUCUUAUUUAUAAAUCUGAAAAUUUAGGAGAAGUAUUACGUGGCGAUAGAAUUGUAAAUACACCAUACGAGGUACUAAUGGCAGAAGAUGUAGUUUGCAGACUAUUAUGUCACGAAUCAUCCACUAGUAUGACAUGGAACGAAGAAGAGUCACAGCGUGUCAUAGAACGCAUUCAACACGAUUAUACCGUGCAUUUGUUAAUUGACAAUUUACCAGCAGCAACAAAAAAGGUCCAUAAAGAUACAAACAAUGUAAUUGUAUAUCAUGGAUAUCGUUUGGGAGGCAUCAUAAAUGAUCAGUUUUACAUCAAUAAUUACCUUAAACUAAAAUUAAGCUACCAUAAAUACGGAGAAAAUGAAUUUAGAGUGGUUGGUUUUGAAGUAGAAGCUCGAUCAGUUGAUAUAAGUCAGCUAAAAUUCGAUGGAAAUACUUGUACGUUACCUACACAUGCGAAUCCUCAAUUUGUCAAUCCUAAAGGGACUAAAUUGUUAUUCUUAUAUUCUGUGGAUUGGAAGGAAUCUGAUGUAAGUUGGGCAAGCAGAUGGGACAUAUAUCUAGGAAUGAGUGAUGUUGAAAUUCAUUGGUUUUCAAUCAUCAAUUCUCUUGUUGUAGUUCUUUUCCUUUCUGGAAUUUUAACAAUGAUCAUGGUUAGAACUCUCAGAAGAGAUAUUGCACGUUAUAACGCUGGUGACAGUGAUAGUUUAGCAGGCUUAGACGAGACAAUUGAAGAAACUGGUUGGAAACUAGUUCAUGGGGAUGUAUUUCGACCUCCACCAAAUCCUCGAUUAUUUGCUGCUGUAAUAGGCAGUGGAAUUCAGAUAUUUUUUAUGACUUUAAUAACAAUAUUCUUUGCAAUGUUGGGUAUGCUUUCUCCUGCUAGUAGAGGUGCACUUGGAACCUGCGCAAUAUUUUUGUACGUAUUUUCUGGUCUAAUUGCUGGAUAUUUCUCUGCGCGACUUUAUAAAACAAUGCGCGGUCGAAAAUGGAGAAGGACAGCACUAUUGACUGCAACACUCUAUCCUGGAAUUGUGUUUACUACUUGUUUCUUUUUAAAUUUCUUUAUAUGGGGAAAGCAUAGCUCUGGCGCAGUUCCAUUUACAACAAUGUUAUCAUUGUUGUGUUUAUGGUUUGGAAUAUCACUUCCUCUCGUGUAUCUGGGAUAUUUCUUUGGAUAUCGUAAACAGCCUUUUACGCAUCCCGUUAGAACAAAUCAAAUUCCUAGACAAGUUCCUGAUCAAUUGUGGUAUAUGAAUCCGGUAUUAUGCACACUAAUGGCCGGAAUUCUUCCUUUUGGAGCUGUAUUCAUAGAAUUAUUUUUCAUUUUGUCCGCAUUAUGGGAAAAUCAGUUCUACUACCUUUUUGGAUUUCUAUUUCUUGUUUUUUGCAUUCUUGUCAUUUCAUGCUCUCAGAUAUCCAUAGUUAUGGUCUACUUUCAGUUAUGUGGAGAAGACUACAGAUGGUGGUGGAGAAGUUUCAUUGUAAGUGGAGGGUCAGCUGUAUACGUCCUAGCCUACUCCAUAUUUUAUUUCAUGACAAUCCUGGAAAUAUCAGAACUUGUCCCAACGUUAUUAUAUUUUGGUUACACGGCGUUAAUGGUGCUAACGUUCUGGUUAUUAACAGGCACAAUAGGUUUCUUUGCAGCAUAUGCUUUUAUUCGAAAGAUAUAUGCUGCUGUAAAAAUAGACUAGUCAAAAUUAUCAUUGUCAAAGUUAGUGAUGAAAGAGGAUAAAACAUUUUUUAAAUUUAUAAUGAGUAUUUAAUUAUUUUUAACUUAAAUUUAUAAAACCAAAACAGUAUAAUAGUUUCCAGUUUCCUUAGGUUAAUCUAAUUUUGGUUACGAAUGAGUAGUGCGUCUGCGAAAUAUUAUUCCUAAAUAUCGUAAAAUUGGUUUGGCUAUAAAAGUAACUGAACAGAGCUAAAUAUUAGUUUAAUUAAAUGUAAGAUAUUGUUCAAUGCUUACUGCAUGGUUCCAGUUUCCAAUUGUUUAUUAGAUAUUUAAAGAUUUCGUUACUAUUAAAGUACUUAGAAAUUUAUAGAACAGAGUGCUACUCAUGUAACUCAAUGAAGAAUAUACGUAUAUAUUAAGAUGUAUAUACAUAUACGCAACACACAUAACACACCUCACCACAUGAGUUUCAUUGGCUAUAUUAAUAUUACUGUUUUAAACAGUAUAAAAAGUAUGUAAAAAUGCCCGUAAAUGUAAUAUUAAACAUAGUCAAUGUAAGCAUUGUAACUAACAGCAUUAGUUUAUAUUAUCCUUUGAUUUAUCAUAAUAAAAUGACAAUAUUUUGCAAAUGAUAUCUGCAAAAGGUUGUUGACUGACACACACACACACACACACACACACACACACACACACACACACACACACACACACACACACACACACACACACACACACACACACACACACUUAUACAUACAUUGAAUGCGUUACAAUGUAAGACUAAUAAUAUAAAAUUCGUAUAUUUACUUAUAUUUGUAUGAGCUGAGUGUAAACUUCAUUCCUCAAUAUUCUGUCACAUAAUCUAAAUAGGAAUUAUACAUAAAUUAUUUUUUGGAUCAUUUAUAAAGAUCUGAAUAUUCAAUUACACAGAUAUGUUCAGUAAAUAUAUAUGUAAUAAUAUUUUGUUGGAUUUUCAAUAUAUUAUUAAGUAAAAUGAAUAAUAGAUGAGCAACUUUUGUACAUGUUACAAUGAAAAUUCAUGUCACGAUCUAAUGAUCUUAUAUUUCUUUAUAUAUGUACUAUAUUUUAGUAUGGAGACAUAAUGAAAAUUGAAGUGUAUCAGAAUGCUAAAACAAAUUUUCUAAAUUUGAUUGCAUUCGAGGAAUAUAUUAA
Molecule: messenger RNA, 3172 nt
Organism: Colletes gigas
Lineage: Eukaryota; Metazoa; Arthropoda; Insecta; Hymenoptera; Colletidae
Gene: TM9SF4
Product: transmembrane 9 superfamily member 4
Exons: 10
Coding region: 132-2021 (629 amino acids)
Biological process (GO): protein localization to membrane
Cellular component (GO): membrane
Source: RefSeq, a predicted model, not a curated record